Molecule: messenger RNA, 663 nt
Organism: Closterium sp. NIES-65
Lineage: Eukaryota; Viridiplantae; Streptophyta; Zygnematophyceae; Desmidiales; Closteriaceae
Source: the annotation of a GenBank genome assembly
AUGCCCGACGUUGGUCCCCCAACCGACCACAUUCAGACCUCUACCCCCAAAGAGACACUCAAGUUACUCUACGAUCUUGACGCACUGACACAGAUUCCAGAAGGGGAGUUCACCAAGGACAUUCCCCCACCGCAUAUAGGGGAGUUUACCAAGCCAGCUAGUAAAUCGACACCGACGCAAGAUGGGCAGCCUGGACCUUCGUCGGUACCGGGCGGCUCAGGAAACCAGGUUGAUGAUGAGGAGGAGGAGGAGGAGGAGGAGGAGGAGGAGGAGGAGGAGGAGGAGGAGGAGGAGGAGGAGGAGGAGGAGGAGGAGGAGGAGGAGGAGGAGGAGGAGGAGGAGGAGGAGGAGGAGGAGGAGGAGGAGGAAGAGAGCGACAACGAAUACGACGAGCGUCCUCCGCAUAGCACGAAUCCGCGCACCUUGGAAGAACGCCUCCGGCGGGAACUUGAAUACAUAGAUGACAUGCUUGAACAGGACGAGGACGAGCAGAACAUGGCGGUGCCACGCGAACAGUGGAGAGCAGCAGACUUCAUCGAGGACAACAUGGUUUACGCAAGCAUCGACGUGCUGGUCAUAGACGCCCUACGCCACCUGCAAACCUUGGAGAAGAAUAGCACGCUGAGGCUGUACACCUCGUUCAUCUACCACUACAAGAGCUGA